Molecule: messenger RNA, 1003 nt
Organism: Pimephales promelas (fathead minnow)
Lineage: Eukaryota; Metazoa; Chordata; Actinopteri; Cypriniformes; Leuciscidae
Source: RefSeq, a predicted model, not a curated record
UUUGCCUAGAUUUUCAGCUGUAAGAAGGCAGCAUGUGGAUGCGUCUCAUGUAUCCAGGCGGCUGGAAUGUCUAUUUAUAGAGUAACUGGAAUAGAAGUCGCAACUCAUAGAACAGAGCAAGACAUGAUCUGGGAAUGGACAUGGUAGACCGUUCACUGUCUCUCAGUGUGAAGAACAGGACAGUAAAAUACAUUUAAGGGUGGAAGGGCAGUGGAAAAUCAAGAUGCCUGUAAACCAGUCUCGAUCCAGGGCGAGGGACCGAAACAAUGUGCUGAACAGACCCGAGUUUAUGUCUCUAAAUCAGCCUUUAAAGAGCGCUGGCGCGGAAGCUCGCGGCACUGCGCGGAGGCCGUCGCAGAGACAGCAGCAAAAUCAACACCAGCCAGGCGAAAAUGCGCAGAACGAGUCACCCGAGAACAAUAAAGAAAAGAAGGAAUUACCAGAAGAAGACUGCAUGCAGCUUAACCCCUCAUUCAAAGGCAUCGCUAUGAACUCUCUUCUGGCCAUUGAUAUUUGUAUGUCUAAGCGGCUCGGCGUGUGCGCGCACCCCACAUCGUCGUGGGGAAGCGUGCGCUCUAUGGUCAAGCUGCUCGCGCUCACUGGCCAUGGCAUCCCGUGGAUCUUCGGUACAAUUUUGUGUCUUACAAGAAGCAACACGUUGGCAGGUCAAGAGGUAUUGGUCAAUUUGCUGCUAGCUCUCUUUCUGGAUGUGAUGACUGUAGCAGGCAUGCAGAAGUUGGUGAAGCGUAAAGGGCCUUGGGAAAUGGCACCCAGUUUCCUCGACUACCUGGCCAUGGAUAUUUAUUCUUUCCCAGCAGCACAUGCAAGCCGAGCAGCCAUGGUGUCUAAAUUCCUGUUAGCACAUUUGGUGCUUGCAGUUCCUCUGCGUAUUUUGCUUGUGUUGUGGGCCUUCCUAGCUGGCACAUCCCGUGUGUUUCUGGGUCGCCACCAUCUGACAGAUGUCGGAUGUGGCUUUGCCUUGGAUUCCUUCAUUACAGUUUAG